Cladophialophora yegresii CBS 114405 is the source of this 753-nucleotide messenger RNA. RefSeq lists its product as uncharacterized. NCBI's taxonomy places the organism in Eukaryota, Fungi, Ascomycota, Eurotiomycetes, Chaetothyriales, Herpotrichiellaceae. The record is from RefSeq and is a predicted model, not a curated record. The coding region runs from base 1 to 753 and encodes 250 amino acids. The transcript is spliced from 3 exons.
AUGACUUCUUCACUCAGACGCCCAUUGAUCACCGGCCUAAUGCUGGCUACCAUGGUGUUGAGCCAGGACUGCGGACGACGCGUUGUCUUCACCGAUCGGGGCGCCAGCUCGAACUACUACAAUUGCUCUGGCCAUGUCGAUGGCGACAUGUGGAAGUAUCUUGCAUGGUACAAUGGUACCACCACAGUCACCCUGACUGGAGGCCCUGCGUCUGAAUGUCCUGACACGACAUGGCAACCUUUGAAAAACUCUUUCCUCAUUGGAGGCAUGACGGUUCCCGGCAACCCAUCACUUGAUCGACGCGUCUACGACAACAAUACAUUCUACUUUGAAAUUCCAAGCAAGGACAAUGACAACAUCACCGUCAGCUUCCAAUCUUCCUCUGACGAGUGGUAUGAUGAACCUCAAGGCUGGCAGAUCAACGCUACCAAGAAGGGAGAUGGGUAUGAUCUGGCAGGUACCUGGAUCGGCACAUUGCCGGACAACAACGAGCUCGACUUUCCCGGCGUGCCAGGCGAUGACUGUUGGGACGGCGGCCCUUACUAUCUGGGCAUGAAGGGCUACGACAACAUGAAAUGGGUGCUUGCAGGACAUGUGUCGCCCACUGCUGCGGAGAUCAGCAUCGUCGAAACCAAUGUUGACCGCGACGGUGGAGUCUGGCACAUUUAUACAAAUUUCACCGGCAAGGCUGGGCCAAAGGGUCCCAAGUUGGUGACGACAGGAGAUGCGCCGACGACUGAUGCCAAAGCUUGA